CGGCCUACCGGGGAACUGCCUUGCUCAGGGGCAGAACGACAGAUGUUUACCUUCAGCUCGGUGAUUUGAUCCCGUAAAAUGCUUGGCCCCCCGCUGACACUCUUGAGUCAAGGAAAUUUUUGGUUCCGACAACCAAUCAUAUCGCCGUCUGUAUAACCAAUAAUUUCACUCGCCAACCAAUCCGAGAGGCCAGUGCAACCAACCAGUAACCAAUAAUUCACCAAUGAGGAUAGAGCUAUGGCGGGACCUUUAAACUCUCUCCAAGAGGACCAUGGAAAAUAUAUAUUUUCUUUUAGGUAAUUUUAUUCGCGAAUUAUGUUUAUUUUCUGAAGUAACGUUAGCUACAUUUUUUUUGUUUGAGUUUUCAUUGAUCAUCAUCAUAAUCGAUCGGAAUAUCUAGCAGGAUUUCAGGGAGAGAUGUAUGCCUUCCCAAGGGAUGGCAAAGCAUUUUGCCUGAUGUGGAUCAUAAGUGGAUGACCAAGGCGUUGUUCAGGUGGUCGGGGAAUGGGAUUCCAGAGAUGGACUUUGCCAGGGUUGACAAAAUGUGGUGGGACUGCCCUCCACCACCAUCUGCAGCUCAGUAGAGAUGGAAAGAUACUUUGCCGAUCCUCUGUUGCUCUGGAUGCCCAGGAAGCUCUGGCAGCUGAUAGGUUUGAAGUACCUCUUUGAUCAGACUGGUUUGGUGCUGCAGGAUCACAAGGCUGCCAUUGAGGAACUGGAGACAGGUGAUCCUGAUGUCCAAGGGGAGGAUGAUGAGGGCUUUGUGGAGCUUGUGGAAUAUCAGGACCUGACAGUUCCUGGGCUGGAGACAGCCCUGCCUCUUGUUGGCACCUGUCGUCGUACUCCCACCCCCUCUACCAGCAUCCAGUCCACAGCUGCAUCAGUCAGUCCCCUGUCCUCCUCUCCUGUACGGGCUACUCCACCACCUGGGCCUCUGUCCUCCACACUUGGGCUCGUCCUUCCCCUGUCCUACGUUCCUGUACGGGCUACUCCACCACCUGGGCCUCUGUCCUCCACACUUGGGCUCGUCCUUCCCCUGUCCUAUGUUCCUGUUCGGGCUACUCCACCACCUGGGCCUCUGUCCUCCACACUUGGGCUCGUCCUUCCGCUGUCCUAUGUUCCUGUACGGGCUACUCCACCACCUGGGCCUCUGUCCUCCACACUUGGGCUCGUCCUUCCCCUGUCCUACGUUCCUGUUCGGCUACUCCACCACCUGGGCCUCUGUCCUCCACACUUGGGCUCGUCCUACCCCUGUCCUAUGUUCCUGUACAGGCUACUCCACCACCUGGGCCCCUGUCCUCCACACUUGGGCUCGUCCUACCCCUGUCCUAUGUUCCUGUUCGGGCUACUCCACCACCUGGGCCUCUGUCCUCCACACUUGGCUCGUCAUUCCCCUGUCCUACGUUCGUGUUCAGGCUAACAUUACGCCUUAGUCCAUGUACCAUGAAUAUUCUUUUUAAAGCGUGAAUUGGCUCUGGCAGUCAAAACAGCCAAAUACUCCAUCUAAAGUAUUGGGAUAGUAUAAUGUUUUGUUGUUUCGGCUCUGUACUCCAGCACUUUAGAUUUGCAAUGAUACAAAGUGCAGACUGUCGGCUUUAAUUUGAGGGUAUUUUCAUCCAUAUUACAGCACUUUUUAUUAUAGUACUUUUUGUACAUAGUCCCCCCCCAUUUAAGAGGACCCAAAAGUAUUGGGAUAAAUGAACUUAUGUGUAUUAAAGUAGUCAAAAGUUUAGUAUUUGGUCCGUUAUUCCUAGCACACAAUGAUUACAUCAAGCUUGUGACUCUACAAACAUUUGCUGUUUGUUUUGGUUGUGUUUCAGAUUAUUUU
Messenger RNA from Oncorhynchus mykiss (rainbow trout), 1828 nucleotides. The record is from RefSeq and is a predicted model, not a curated record. Lineage: Eukaryota; Metazoa; Chordata; Actinopteri; Salmoniformes; Salmonidae.